Chanos chanos (milkfish) is the source of this 974-nucleotide messenger RNA. RefSeq names its product biogenesis of lysosomal organelles complex-1, subunit 4, cappuccino (gene bloc1s4). The transcript has 5 exons. Gene Ontology annotation, cellular component: BLOC-1 complex. NCBI's taxonomy places the organism in Eukaryota, Metazoa, Chordata, Actinopteri, Gonorynchiformes, Chanidae. Bases 10 to 723 code for a protein of 237 amino acids. The record is from RefSeq and is a predicted model, not a curated record.
GACAACGUAAUGGACCAUCGGUUCGAAAGGGUCGGUGUAUUGUCGCCGCUGGAGGAGUCCAGUGCCGAGGUGAGCAGAGACAGCGGUAUCGUAUCCCAGAGUGCGAGUAGCCUGUCGAUGGUCAGCGAGGCGCUGAGCAGCGGAACCGUGUCGCAAAGUCCCAGCUUUGGCGCUGCAGUGUCAGAGAGUCCAAGCUUCAAUGCAGCAGAGCCUCUACCAGAACCAGAACCUGAACAGCACCAGGAGCAAGACGACGAGAUCUUGAGGCAUACGGCACAGAGUUACUCUUCUUAUAUAAGGGCAAAUGCAGGCGAAGAGAUUCUGAACCUGGAGAAGAGUCUGGAGGAAAUGCUAACAAGAGUUGAUGAAUUCGUUGGUAUGCUUGACAUGAUCCGUAAUGACACCUCUCAGAUUGUCAACGACAACCUUCCUCAGAUCCACAGAAAAUCAGAAGAAAUGAGAGAGAUUUACAGGAAAAUUGACAAAUUAGAGGCUUUCGUCAAGAUGGUUGGAGCCAAUGUCAGUGCCAUGGAGGAGCAGGUGACCCAAGCAGAGGGAGAAGUCGGAACUUUACCAGGAGCCUUCAAAAAGAUCUUCCGCACAAUGAGCGUCCCAGGAUUUUUAAAUAAACCAGCCAGUCCAAAGAGACCUCAUCAGCAACAUCAAGAGAUUCCCUCUGUAUUCAGAACUGAUGACUAUUUUGCAUCAAACCCCGAGCAGUGACCCAGGCAGCGUUAGGACCUUUACUCUGUGCCAUGGGUUGGACUCUUGGUCUUGCAGUGCUGCCUAUACAGCGCAGUGACAAUACUGCUCUGCCAUUUUACUUCACAGACCAUUCAAAGCUAUGUAGUGUCGGUCACACAAACCUAACAGUGUUUUCAAAUGGAUUAAGUAUGGAACAGUGUAGUGUUUUAAGAGUGUGAUUGAUGGCAGCUAAUUUUUGUAGCCAGAUCACAUUGGUUUAAAAAAAAAAA